Messenger RNA from Contarinia nasturtii (swede midge), 1576 nucleotides. RefSeq lists its product as uncharacterized. The transcript has 2 exons. The record is from RefSeq and is a predicted model, not a curated record. Gene Ontology annotation, biological process: DNA-templated transcription initiation. Gene Ontology annotation, cellular component: RNA polymerase I complex. NCBI's taxonomy places the organism in Eukaryota, Metazoa, Arthropoda, Insecta, Diptera, Cecidomyiidae. Bases 320 to 1483 code for a protein of 387 amino acids.
UUGGGUGAUAUAUCGACGCUCAUAAUUUUGCCAUCGUGCCCUUGAAGUGUUUUAAGCGGUUGCCAUGUCUUAUUUGACCAAAUCUAGAAAGAAAACGAAAGAAAAAAUGUAUUAUUUUUAAUUUUCAUGGAUAAAAUACGUUAUGUAAAUGUGAAUGUCAAACUGCGAGAAAAUCGAACCUAACCUCAAACUAAUUCCGAAUAAUCAAACACGACAACUGUCAAACGACAACGUUCAUGAGAAAAAGGUGCACAUGUUUGCAAGUAGUUGGCAUUUAUUUGUGAUUUUGUUGGUCAAAAUUUGCGUGUAAAAGUGCAAAAUGAAUAAAACCAAAUUGAAAUACGUAAAAUAUACGAAACAAGAGCUCGAUCGAUAUGUUCGUGAUAAGAAUUCAUGCAUUACACUAACGAAUAGUGACAUGCAUGUCGGUUUUCCGCCAUGGGGUUUUGCCAAUUUCCAAGAGACACUCACAAACAUCAUAUCACGCGAUAAAAUCGGAAAAUUCGACAUGAAAUUGGAUGGAAUUGUGCUGGAAGUGCGAAAUAUCAAAGUAUUUGGCAGCGUGUAUCCAGUAUACGAUGAUGAUCCCAUCAAUCAUAUCAAUAUUAAGGCGAAUUUUUAUGUAUUCCAACCACGAAUUGGGGCUGUUAUUAAAGGCACGGUGAAACACAUCUCACACGGUCAUGUUGCGGUCAUUAUUUAUAGAGUGUUCAAUGUUUCGAUUCGUUUCAAUCGGGUCGCUGUACGGGAUUCAUUGGAAAUAAAUCAACAAAUCUCAUUUCGAAUUAAAAAGUUUGAUUUGAGUGGUGCGAUGCCAUACAUUGAAGGUGAAUUUAUUGAGACGGCCAAACUGACGCUUGAUACUGUGAAAAAACACUUGAAAUUCGACGAUGAUGACGAAAAUACAGCCAAUGGGGGCGAUAGUGGAAUUAGCACUGAGGAAAACGAUAAGCGGAAACCGAAAAAUAUGAAUAAGAAAAAAGAGAGCAGCAGCGAAGAAAGCAGUGACAGUAGCAGCGAUUCUGAAUCAGAAGCCAAUGCCAAUGAUGGAUUAAUUGCUGGUUUAUUUCCGAACGUAAAAAUAAAAACCGAAAAAGUAUCUGAAUCGGAUUCAAGUUCUGAAGAUGAAGAAGAUUCUCGUUUGCCAGUUUCAGUUUCAAAGAUUAAAAGAGAGAAAAAUUCGUCAGACAGCAGUAGCAGCAGCAGCAGCAGCAGCAGCAGCAGCAGCAGCGAAAGCGAAAGUAGUAAUGACAGCAGCACUAGUUCCGAUUCAGACACUGAAGUAAAGUCAAAACUAAAACGUCCAAAAAAUAAGGUGGGACUAAACAUAACAAUGCCAUUACCAUCAACAUCUCAAAUAAAACGAGAGCCACAAAGCGAAGACGAAUCAGAGAAGCGAAAAAAGAGAAGGAAGACCUCAAAAAACGAUAGCAAAUCAUUUAAAUCAAUAGAAAAAGACCUAUUUGAUAGUUUCCUUAAGUGAAUUGACUUUUGAGACAAUUUAUGCAUUUAUACUUUAGGUCCGACUCAAGGAAUUUUUGUUAAUAAAUAUUUUUUUAUAGAAUAUAAAUGAAAA